UCCUCCGCCUCUCCUCCUCUCCUCCUCUUUCUCUCCUCUUGAGGGUGAAAACACCAUCGCUCAUUCCGGGCCGUGACAUUUUCCAGCUUGUCGCCGUAUGCUGCUGCGCGGACAGCGAGCGCAGAGAGCCAAAAAGCAGGAGAGAGCAGGCGGGGGGAGGACGCCGCUAAGAGAAGCACCGAGCAUCAUCCCUCAGCCACCCGGAGCGAGAGGCGCACCAAGCGGAGGCGAGGCGCUGCAGGAAGCCGCUUCUCCCCUUUCACCUCCCCGGAAUCCCACGCCGGACACGGCCCGAACCGGACUGGAUAUUUACGUCUCGGAGCCCGGAGACAGAGAGGAAGGGAGGGGGGAAGGAUCGCUGGAGCACAGCCGAGCAGCGCAUCAUCCUCUCCGGUGUAGGUCUGGCUGUCGAGUCGCAUGGAGAAAAGGUAUGAAGAGCUGGUGCACUACUCAGGGUCGGAGGGCAUGCCGGUGGGGGGCUACGGGGACGACGUCAGGGCGCUUCCUCCGCCGCAGUACGGCCCCACCAUCCCUGACUCCCUUAAACACCACAAGGACCAGAUCUAUGGUGUUUGAGAAGUGUGAGCUGGCCACCUGCUCCCCUCGGGACUCCUCCUCCUCCCUCUCAGCCACCUCCCACCUCCCCGGCAUGGCCAACCACAGCGACGUCUGCUCCUCCGAGUCCUUCAACGACGACAUCGCCGCCUUCGCCAAGCAGAUUCGCUCUGAGAAGCCAAUUUUUUCUUCCAAUCCUGAGCUGGACAACUUGAUGAUCCAGGCCAUACAGGUUCUUCGCUUUCAUUUACUGGAGCUAGAGAAGGUGCAUGACCUGUGUGAUAACUUCUGCCAUCGCUACAUCACCUGCCUGAAGGGAAAGAUGCCCACUGACCUGGUGCUGGAUGAGCGGGAGGGCGGCUCCAAGUCGGACAUGGAGGACUUUGGUGGCUCCUGCACCAGUUUGUCAGAACAGAAUGCAUCGUGGUUACGGGAGCCAGAUGAAUGUGCCACUACGCCUCUAGGAACACCAGGCACCUGUGGGCUGCCUUCACACAGCACAGGGGACAACUGCAGCGACGCAGGAGACGGCCUCGAUGGGGGAGUGGCCUCCCCCAGCACGGGGGAGGAGGACGAGAGCGACCGGGACAGGAGGAACAACAAGAAGAGGGGCAUCUUCCCCAAAGUGGCCACAAACAUCAUGAGAGCGUGGCUCUUCCAGCACCUGUCGCACCCAUACCCGUCGGAGGAGCAGAAGAAGCAGCUGUCGCAGGACACGGGGCUGACUAUCUUGCAGGUCAACAACUGGUUCAUCAACGCCCGAAGGAGAAUAGUUCAGCCGAUGAUUGACCAGUCAAACCGCUCAGGUCAGGGUGGUCCCUACAGUCCGGAGGGAGCUGCACUGGGAGGCUACGGCCUCGACGGACAGGCCCAUCUGGGGCUUCGGACGGCAGGUCUACCUGGAAUGUCCUCUCUUCAGGGCGAGUACCCCGCCGCUCUGCUCUCCCAGCCGGGCUACCCCCCCCACCCGGGAACGUCCCUCCACUCGUACCCCGGCCCGCACCCACACCCCGCCAUGCUGCUCCACCCGCCGCCGCAUGCACACCCCGCGGAGCCGCUCAUCGCCCAAGGACUGGACAUACAUGCACACUAGCUGUCUGGGGAGCAGAGCGUGUGUGUGCAUGUGUGCGUGAAAGAGUUACUGUAUGAAUGUGAGUGUGUGGAGUGUGUGUGUAAUGGCUGAUCCAGUACCCUAUUUAAAGACAAACUGCUCCAAAAGUUUACAUUCCUCACUGAGAGACACUGACCUUAAUGUAGCUGAUCGACUGACAAAAACACACACACACGUAAACAUUUCACCGACACACUCCUGAGUCUAGACCCACAGGUUUAAGCCAUACCUCUCUAAGUAGAAGUGCUUCCUCCUCUUCAAAUGUCUCCACUGUGUCCUGUGGGUGAGACACAUGCUUUAAACUACACUUCCCAUCAUGCCUCCUUAACCACAGGACGACCGGCUCAGAAACACAACCACCUGGAUGUUACUGGACGGGACUCGAUCCUGCGAGUCGAACCUUCCUCACAGUCUUCCUACACACACUGACUGUCAGAAACACACACACACACACACACACACACACACACACACACGCACACACACACGCACACAUACACACACACACUUUAUUUAAAGCUUUCUUUUUAGUUUUUUAUAUUUUUAUAUUUAUGUGUGCCACUCCAGGCAGAUGCAGCUUCAUGUGAGCUUGUUGAAAUGUUAGUGCUCUUCCUCAGCAUGAAGCUAAACACUCUGAAUGACUUCCAGUCUGCCUCGCUCUCGCACCACUGACCUCCUUAAGGCGCCAGCAGCCGUUCGUUAGAAGCUUUCCUCCAACUCACUGAUAGACGAAGCAACAGACGCGACACAGAAAGCCAUUCUAACACACAACACAUGAACACACGCACCCCGCCCCCCACACACGCACACACACACACACACACACACACACAYACACGCACACACACACACGCACACACACACGAACACGCACACACACACACACACACACACACACAUACACACAUAUACAGAAGGACUUCUGCAAGAAUUUCUAGUCCACUGUUAACUGUCACAGCUGUGUGAGAGGGAAGCUGCAGCCAAAGGACUCUUCAGACAUUCGGCUCCUUCUCCGCUCUUGCUUGGACCGCUGAAGAAUUUCUGAACGAUGAUGAUGGUGAAAAAAAACUUAAAGUAUUAAAAUGUUUUUUGUAAGCCUUG
This is a messenger RNA of Poecilia reticulata (guppy), 2767 nucleotides long. RefSeq names its product myeloid ecotropic viral integration site 3 (gene meis3). Gene Ontology annotation, molecular function: DNA binding. Lineage: Eukaryota; Metazoa; Chordata; Actinopteri; Cyprinodontiformes; Poeciliidae. Gene Ontology annotation, biological process: regulation of DNA-templated transcription. The record is from RefSeq and is a predicted model, not a curated record.